UAAAUUGUUAUAUCACAGACUACGUAGAAUCAGUUUAAACAAUGAGAGACAUACACUAUAUCCAAAAACUAUAGCUUUCAUAUUUUUAUGUUGUAGUUAUUAACUUAGUUCAAUAACUCAGUGUAAAUUAAUAUGAAGAACAUUGUUAAAUUAGUAACUAUACAAUUACCCAGUAUAGUGUUACAGCUAAACAUAAUUAGGUUUAUAAAUUAAAUAUUUAUAGGGAUAAUUUGUUGGAGGGAGUUGACAAAUAUUUAAAUGAUUUAAUGACUUUAUUCUUAACAUUCACGAUUAAUAAGAAAACAAUAAGUAUAAUCAAAGUAAAAAUUGGAAGAAUUAAAAUAUUAAAUUUGAUAAUAUAAAGUAUAAUGGCAGAACUUUUAGGAGUAUAAAAGUGCAAUUCAGCCUAUUUUUAGAUAACCAAAUUUAAAUCAAAGUUUUAAACUCAUCAGAAGACUUGAAUUUGUAGCAAAAGAUCACAUAUAUAUGUAAAAUAAAAAGGUAAUUUUGUGAUUAUUGAUGUGAUAAUUGUAAAAAUUCAUUUCAUUUAAAACUAGAAAUAAUUUUUGAUAGAGUAUAUUAAGUUUUUAUAAUCAUAAACAUUUAACAUUUUCUGGAAUGCUCAUUAAUCAUAAUAGAAGGUAUCAGAUUUACUUGUGUUUGUAAACAGGAAGUUGCAUUCAAAUACUCAAUUUCUACAUUUCUCAAUCAGUGGUUUAUGAUCCACCUGGGGUCAUGAAUAUGUUUCUGGAUAAUUUCAAUUUCUUCCAGUUGACUAAAAGUAGGUCAUACACUGAGAGAAAUAUUUCUUGAUUUUCAUUUAUCAAAAUCAAUACAAAUUAUCUUCACAGAUACAUCAUGGAAUAUUCAUUGUGUAAACUUUUGUGAUGACGAUGAUGAGAAUUUAUGUGACGAAGCCAACAAUCAUGAAAAAUUGGAUAGUGCUGAUUCUAAAGACAUAUGUGACACAACUUCCUGUGAAAAUUUAAACUUAAAAGAUGUUUGUGAUAAACAGACAGCAGAUAUGCAGAACUCAAAUGAAGAAAUUCAUCAAAUAAGUGAAAAAAUAGGUGAAACUCUAAAUUCUUGUAAUGUUGAAAAUAGGCUAGAAAUGAAUGGGGAAAGUGGAAAAUUUUCUUCAGAUAUGAAUUGUUUACUAUCAUCAGACCAAAAUAAUCAAUUGGUUACAAAUUCUUCUCACAGUAAUGAAACUGAUUCUGACACAUCACAAAAACUAGAAGAUCCAAAGAUAAAAACAGAAGAAUUAAAAACAUUAGUCAAUAUCAAUCAUAAUUCAGAUAAUGAUAAUGCAGUUUUAGAAGAAAUUAGACAAGUAAAAUCUCAGGAUAAAAACGAUUUUAAAGAAGUUCAAGAUGCUUCUAAGACAGACUCAUCUGUAGAAAAAUUAAAUAUUCGAAAUGAUGAAAAUAGCAAUGAUAACAUAGUACAAAACAUAUGGUCAUCUGAAGCAGAAUCUAGUGAUUCAAGAUGCAGUGGUACCAGUAAUAAUUCCAACAGUCAAAGUGAACAUAAAAAGAAAUUUGGAAAAUUCCGAAUACUUGAUACUGAACUCAGCUUACCGGCGGGAUCUGAUCAAGUUUCAAAAUCCGAAGAUAAGUUAAAUAACAACCAAGUAGCAAAAAGUAGUAUGGAGGUGAGUGCGGUUUCAAAUAGCGAUAAUGCAAGUGUAAACAAUCAAGAACAGUGUGAUAUAUCUACCAUUCAAUUGGCAGCAUCUAGUGAAUUAGUUCAAAACAGUAAUUCAUUACAGAAUUUGGAUUUACAAACACAAAUUUCAGAAAAGGAAGACACUAGUUAUUCUAGCUGUGAAGAAACAGCUGUGAGAAGAAGUAGUCGAAUCCGAUCUAUUGUUGAAAAGAGAGAGAAAGAAAGAGAGGAACGAGAAAAGGUAGAAAAAACUAAAAAAGGAAAAUCUGAUCAUAAAGAAAACACAUCAGAUAAAAAAAGACAGGAGAAACAGAAAGAGGAUAAAAUUCAGUCUGAAAAGAAAAACAAGGAAGAUACUACAAAGAAAUCUGAUGUGGAUACAAAUCAGAAAGAAAAAAGUACACCUGUUCAGGAUAAAAAAGAACGGAAGACUAAAACAAAAGGAAAUAAUAGUGUUCGAGGAAAAAAUAAUGUAAAAAUUGCUGAACAUAAGCAAGAAAGUGAAAAUGAAGAAAAUAAACAAACCAAGACUGAUGUGAAUAUUUCAUCACCUGCACAAUCACAGUCAUCAUCUCCAAAAUAUGAAGGAAGAAAAGAACAAGAUGAUAUUCAAAAUCCAAAGCCAGAAAAAGUAAAAUCACGAUGGAGGCGAAGUAGCGAGUUGGAAAGAGGUGAACUUAGUGGUAGUUCAACACCAACUUAUAUUAUUGAAACUAAUGAAAGGCAUUCACCAGUCCCACUGCCGGUUUCAAAUUUAUCUGAAUCGCAGCAUAAUCACGAAAAAUUACCUGGAAUAGAAGAGGAAGAAGAAACACCAGAACUUCCUCCUCAGUACUUGCAAACUGAAGACAAUAUUUAUUUAUUUGAAAGGAGGAGAUCAAAAUGCAAGAAGGAGGUAAGACGAAUGCUGUGUGAUUGCACAUUAACAAAAGAGGAGAAAGAAAAAAAUAUUCCAGGUUGUGGUGAAGAUUGUUUGAAUAGGCUUUUGAUGAUUGAAUGUGGUUCUCGAUGUGCUACGGGGGACGCAUGUACAAAUAAAAGAUUUCAAAAGAAGGAAUAUGUCAAAACAGAACUCUUUAAAACUGCAAAAAAAGGAUGGGGCUUGAGAAGUUUGCAGGAGCUACCACAGGGAACAUUUGUAAUGGAAUAUGUUGGAGAAGUACUCUGCCCACAAGAAUUUAAGCAGCGUGUUAAACAAUAUGCAAGAGAAAAGACGCAGCAUUAUUACUUUAUGGCGUUAAAAAGUGACGAGAUUAUUGAUGCUACUUACAAAGGAAACCUUUCUCGCUUUAUUAAUCAUAGCUGUGAUCCAAACUGCGAAACACAAAAGUGGACUGUAAAUGGAGAACUUCGAAUUGGAUUUUUCACUCGACGACUGAUACAAGUCGGUGAAGAAUUAACAUUUGAUUAUCAGUUCCAAAGAUACGGGAAAGAGGCGCAAAAGUGUUUUUGCGAAUCUAGUAAUUGCCGAGGUUAUAUAGGAGACGAUAAACAGUUAGAACUGAAGCCUUCUCAGAACAGAAGUCUUAUACCUAAGCGUCGUAAAGCUUUAGAUGAAAGGAAACGAGAAUUGGUAGAAGAUUUUGCAUUAGAGGAGGAAAUUGAAAAAUUAAGUGCUGUUGGAAAGUUACGAAAUCGAGAACAGACACUUAUGCUAGCUAGAUUGAUGGUUCGGGCAGAAGACACUGACACUAGGCAUCGUCUUUUGGAUAUUAUAGAGAAUACAACAGAACAAGCAUGUUUACGGUUGUUUCUGGACUAUCAUGGUCUCUCUCUUCUCUGGAGUUGGAUGGUUGAUGUAGGUGAAGAUGUAGUAUCAUUAAAAACUCAAAUUCUGCGUAUCUUAACUCUUCUUCCUAUUACAAACAAAACAAUGUUGCUCGACAGCAAAGUAAUGAGCGUAGUGGAAAGAUGGGCAAAACAGUUAUCACAAAAGAUGGAAAGAGGAAAGGAUGAAAGUGUAGAAAAUGAAGCAAUUAAUCCAAAUUCCUCUCAAUUAGAAGAAGGUGAACAACCAGUAAAAAAAUUAAAAUUAUGUGAAAGUGCUGACGUUACGUCAGAUAGUGAGAGUUCUGACAGUCCCGCAACUGCUGAUGCUGAUAAUGCGUAUUUAUCCACUGCCAACAGACUGAAUUCAUCUCUUCCACUAAAUACGCCUAGUUCAGACAUUAAUUCGUCUGAAUUUAACUUAAUGAACCAAAUUGAAGGCGACAGGUGUUAUUCUAGAGAACAAGAGGCUAUAAUUCCUCAGUUUGAGAAGAAACCUGAAUGUACAAAUAAUGCACUGUUAAAAGAACCGUUGGGUUCUAAUUCUGGUUUUAGAAGAGAUAAUUUAGAAUUGAGUAGAUUGAAAGAGGAGAAUGAUGAAGGAAAUAAAUUUAUGAUGGGAGAGAGAAGUUCAGAAAUAAUUGGACGUGCAGACGAAGAAAGCAGGGAUACUGUGGAUGAUGAUGACGAAAGGAGAGAGCAUGGAGUAGCAUCAAUGGCUUACAAACUAUUGGAAGUUUGGAAUGGUUUGAAAGAAGUGUUUCGAAUUCCUCGGCUUGAAAAGCAAAAGAGACGAGAGGAUGAACAAGAGGUUGACAGAUAUGAGAAAGAAUAUUCUCGAAAUGUCCGAGAUCAAGAUCAAGAAUGGACGCAACCGAAAGAUAAACAUAAUUCUUUUAAAGAAAAAAAUUAUAGAACCAGAGAAUUUGAAAAGAAUCCAAUGGAUAUCGAAUCGGAGCGUAAACACAUACUAGAUUCUCCAGAAUGGAGAGAAGACAGAUGGCAUUCGAAACCAAACAGGAAAAACAAUAAUGAAAUGGAAGAAGUAAUAAUUAAACCAAGAAAGGGUCCAUUAUUGCCAACACCUCCACGAUUAAGUAAAGAAGAAAGGAGACAUUUAUUUGCUUUAGAAGUUCAGCAGAGAGAUGAAGAAGCGUUAAGGCGUCAACAAGAACAGUCUUCUGUUGUUGAAUACCAACAAGAUACUCAGUAUAUUUAUGAUACAUCAUCAUAUCCUCAGUAUUUUCAGAUAAAUCCUCCUUAUGUUCAACCGAUUCCUAAUGUCCCAGAUCCUCAGCUUCAGGUUUCGACAACAACUACAUCACCUCCGCAAGCUUUAAUCAUACCAGAGACAACAACAGAACCUCCAAUUGCUCCAAUGCCUAGAACUCCUCUUCUUCCGACUCCUACUUUUAUUGAUUCUCAGCGUCAUUGUCCUCAGCCACCUCUUCCAGCUACACCAGUAUCUGUUCCCACGUCCUUUCCUGAACAGCCGGGCCCAGUUGUAUAUCCACCCAGUGGAAUGGUAUAUCCUCCUCCUCCAGCAGCACAGUUACCGUAUGUCACUACUCCAACUGCUCCUUUACCUGCACCAGCACCCGCUCCUACACCUGCUCCAACUCCCAUACCAGCUCCUGCUCCCGCUCCAGCCCCAGCACCCAUUACCGUUCAGCCUGCUCCAACAAUACCACCUCCAUCUUACUUACCAAAUCAGUCUCGCUUUAUUGCGCAAGGACAGCAACUGUAUUACGUUCAGCCUCCCCCUACAGUUCCAAUUCCUGAACCACAACCGAUUGCAGUGCCACAGCCAACAAAUCAUCCUUCAGUGCCUAUUAUACAUAUAGCGCCGGGUUCAUCAAUAAUUGAAGAAAAUCCUUAUGUUCCUCCAUCUCCACCAAAACCAAAACCCAUAAAACUUCCACCUAAUUGGAAAACUGCAAAAGAUGCGGAAGGGAAUAUAUAUUAUUAUCAUGCAAUAACUAGACAAACUCAAUGGGAUCCUCCAACAGCCGAUCAAGCAGAUGAGGACAUGGACUUGGGCACACCAACAUACGACGAGCCUAAACAGUCUAAGAAGAAAGGAACCACAACAGCUGCGGCCGACACGUCAAGUGAAGUGGCGAAGAAGAUCAGAGAACUUUUUAGAACUAAAAUGUCAACUUUCAUCGUUCAAUGUUUGAAUCCUUAUAGGAAACCAGACUGUAAAGUUGGAAGAAUUGCUAGUACAGAAGAUUUUAAGCAUUUGGCCAGAAAGUUGACUCAUUUUGUGAUGGCCAAAGAGUUGAAGCACUGCAAGAAUGUUGAAGAUCUAGAAUGUAAUGAAAACGUCAAACACAAAGCAAAAGAUUUUAUUCACAAGUACAUGGCUAAGUUUGGUUCUGUUUAUAGAAAAGAUGAUUAAGGGAACGUACAGGUUGUAAAUUAUUAUUUUUCCCCGUGCAAAACAACAAUUAUUGCCAGCGGAGCUAACCGAAUCCCUGCCAAGCAUAGUUUUGAUCGAAAACAAAUUCGAUGGUGGUAAAUGAUUCUGCUCAUAAGAUGAACUGAAAAAUAAAAUAAUUAAAAGGAAAAUGGAAGCAUCUCUUGACUUGGCUGCUUCUAAAUAACUUGUAGCCCAUACUCUAUCAUUUCAUUAUUUAGUAUGUCGUGUUCUACAGUGAGAAGAAUUUACAGACGGAAGUGUUUCAUUGGUAGAGAGCGAUGACGAAGUUAAAAGCAUGAUCAUUCAUUUCAAGUGCUAUUGUUAAUAUGCUUCAUUUGUGUGAACAUGGUUGUAAAUAAACAUGAAUUUCACACUUUUUAAUCCGUACGUUAAUUUGUUUUCUUUCCCUCUGGAUAUUCUACAUGCGCUAAGUAAGAAUUACCGAUAAGAUUUUUCUAUGGAAUGGCAACGAAAUUGUCUUCAUAAAUUUUCUUAUUCGAAACAGAUCAGAUGACUUAUUUUCUAGUAAAUUUUUUAUGUGAUUCAAUUUUAAAUACUGUGUACAUUUCUGUGAAGAAAGAAAAUAGAGAAAACUGUUCAGAAAAUCUGAACGAAUAAAUUUAGAAGUUUUUUUCUAAA
This is a messenger RNA of Centruroides sculpturatus (bark scorpion), 6496 nucleotides long. It is a transcript of the gene Set2, whose product is annotated as histone-lysine N-methyltransferase SETD2-like. Lineage: Eukaryota; Metazoa; Arthropoda; Arachnida; Scorpiones; Buthidae. The transcript is spliced from 20 exons. The record is from RefSeq and is a predicted model, not a curated record. Gene Ontology annotation, cellular component: nucleus; chromosome. Bases 1025 to 5836 code for a protein of 1603 amino acids. Gene Ontology annotation, biological process: regulation of DNA-templated transcription. Gene Ontology annotation, molecular function: histone H3K36 methyltransferase activity; protein binding.